Messenger RNA from Apus apus (common swift), 696 nucleotides. It is a transcript of the gene ICOS, whose product is annotated as inducible T cell costimulator. Gene Ontology annotation, biological process: T cell costimulation; T cell tolerance induction; cell-cell adhesion. NCBI's taxonomy places the organism in Eukaryota, Metazoa, Chordata, Aves, Apodiformes, Apodidae. The record is from RefSeq and is a predicted model, not a curated record.
AUGAAUUCUUCCCCAUCUUCACAGUAGACAGAAGGCUGGUGCCUGUGUCAGGCAAGCAUGAAGUUGGUUGCUGUAACUUUCUGUGUCCUCUGCUUUCAGUUUGAAGCCCUGUAUGGAGUUGACAGCUGCUCGUCAAGUCCAUGCAAAAAUAUAGAUCAGCCUCAUGUCUCUGACUCCCAGGUGAUGGUGGAAUUUGAAAAUGGAAGCUUCAAGUUCACAUUCCCCAAGCCCAAAAAUGUGAGUGAGUUCAGCAUGACCCUCUUCAAAGGGCACGAAAAGAAGGAGAUCUGUGCACUUCAUUUGAAUGAGGAGAAAGUUGUCUCCAAGACCAAUGUCACCUACUGUCACACAGAGCAUUCAAAUAGCAGCACCACUUUCAUUCUUAAAAAUCUGGAAAGAAAGCAUAUCGACAUUUAUACCUACUGCCUGGAGAUGUUCUUCCCCCCUCCAUAUAUUGACUGCCAGCUGAAAGAAACCUAUUUGUACAUCCCAGGUAAGGAAGACUGCAUUUCACUGGGACUCAUGUCAUGGAUAAUUACAGGCCUGAUCAUGCUUGUCAUGAUUUCCUGUGUCUGCUGUGUUGUAGCCUGUUGCUUAAGGAACAAAAAUCAGCAGUGUGAAUCCAACUCUCAUGAGUACAACAGUGAAUACAUGCCUAUGGCUGCAGUGAAUGCAGCUAAAAAAACAAGAGUCUGA